AAUAAAAUGAAAAUAAGAAAUCCUUUAAGAAAAGGGCAAUUUCAUAAUCAGUCAGUUAGUGAUAUCGUUCCCAAUAACAAUCCGUCUGGUGAAUACCAUCCAAGCCAAAAAGGGAAAUUUCCUUACACAAAGCGAUACCUGAUUCAUAAUACUCUACAGAAAUAUAAACCCAGAAUUAUGAGGAGAAGGUCAAUGGAUGUUUAUGACUCUAAGCCAGUGACCUUAUUUCCAACAUACUGGAAGUUCAUAAACGAAACUGAAGAAAUACAUUCUGAUGUUCAGAAGAUGAGAGCAAAAAGAAUGCAGAGAAUUAACAAAAUAUGAGAGGAAUCAACUAAUUAAAAUGGUGUCCUUCGACAGUAUUUCUGUGAACGAAUUCGAAGAGAAUAUUGAGAAAUAUUAUGGAAAAUCAAAUAUGACCAUUUCAGCUAAACGACCUCAAACAAAUGUUCAGAAAUCUGUUGAAGAUAGCCCAUUACCUAGCCCAACUCUGAACAGAAAGAGAUCUAUGAAGAAAAAGAACACAAGCAAGAUUAUCUCAGGCUCCUUCUCACAGAUGGACAAUAUCAAACUUCAUGAUAAGGUUAGCUCAAUAAAUACAGGAUCCAGUAUAAAAUUAAAUUUUAAAGGAAGCCGGAAGCCAAAGAAUAUGUUCACUUCUAAAUUGGUUGAGAAAAAGAUCUCUCGAAUUUACCCCAUAGAGGAACUUAACAAAAAUUCAAAUAUCACCACAGCUUUCCUAGAACAAAGAAAAAUUGGAUCAAAAAUGAUUCAAAAAUUUGCAAGGAAUAAAUUUUGGAUGAAGAAGAAAACUUCUCGGAGCGAUAAGAGAACAGGUGGUGAAUCUGUACAUAGUGUGAAUACUUUAAAAUUUCAAAAUUCUACGAUAUCUAACAGAAGAGGAUCUCAGAAGCCUUUAUAUACUCCUUCAAACAAACGGGAGAGACUGUUAUCUAACCAAAAUGAGUUCUCAACAGUAAAAUUAGACCCAAUCCAGAAAAAAAGAGUAGAUACUAUAGUGAAAUAAACAGUUGGAUGACCCAAAUCAGGAGACUAAAAUUGACCUGAAUGAUUACUUUAACCAUGAAACUGCUCAGCUAAAGUACCCUCAGUCCAUGAAGACCAAGUUCAAGACCAAAGAUAUCAUUUUUCGGCCGGAGAGAAAUAUUGGAGAUGAUGGAUCAAUGAUGGUUUUUGCAAACACAAGGUUCAACAAAAUGAAAAUAAAAGAGUCAGACAUUCCAAUAGAAGUCAUCUUCAACAAAGAGGUAGACCUCAUUAAGCUUGAGGAGAGAAAGAUGAAGAUAAAAACAAGGCCAAUACAUUUCAUGAUCACAGACAAUUUUGCAGGCGAGGAAGAAAUCGAGUCUGUAGCCCAAGGCAUUGACUAUCAAGUUAAAGGGAAGGGAGUUAUUAAAUACAUCAUUGAUAAUGAAGUAGAGAAGCCUAGAGUGGUAGUUUAUAACAGAGACUUAAAUACUCAACCAUCAGCUGCACCUACGAAGGAGAUAAAUAUACAGAAUUUUAUAGAGAAGAAGAAGCUAAAGCCUUUUCUUUACCCUAAAAAGUCUCUUUCCGAUAAACAUUCUAAAUCUGGCAGAUACGUAGAGAUUAUCAGCAAGGUUAUAAAGAGGAUCAAGGAGCUUCGCUUUAAUGAAGAAGGAACUAGAAGGUCUGCUUCCCAAGACGAUAAAAAUAAGGUGACUGAAGAGGACAUCCUCAAGGAAAUGAUCAAUACAAAUUUUGAAGUCAUCCAGCCAAAUCUUGAUUAUAUAAUGGAGAAGCCAUUGGAUGAUAAAUAUCUUAAUUUUAAACAACCAUAUUCUGUGAAACGUAAAAUUCAGUUAUCAAAACUUUACGAAAGAAUAAACUUCAGAGAGUCUAAGAAAAAGUUGGCUCGUAAGAGUCAUCAGAGUGCUGACAAGUUGGGCACUCGGAUAAAUAUUUCUCCAAUAAAACAAAACUCCAAAUCAAUCAAUAAGCACCCCACAUUCUCAGAAGGUAGUACCUCCUCCAUCUCCAAACUGGAGAAGCUAGAGUUUGGGGCAAGCUCACGGAAAGAAGUUGAUGGCAUUAUCAAAAAGAGUGGAUUCAAGAAAUAUAGACAUAUCGAGAAGGACAGCCCUUUAAUAAAGCUUAUCAAAAAUGCCAACUUUACCUACCUAAUGGAUCAGAAAUUAGGUAUUCAAGAAGAGACACCCGAAUCAGUGGAAUAUCUGCAAAAGAAGAAAGAGGAUGCCAAAAGACUUAAAGAAUUCUUGGAUAAAUUGGAAAAGACACUGAUUACGGGAGAGACACUUUCAAAUCAGAUAUCUUCUGAUUUCAUAUUUGCUGAUUAAAAGCGAUCAAUUUGGACUCAUACAAG
This is a messenger RNA of Moneuplotes crassus, 2365 nucleotides long. The record is from the annotation of a GenBank genome assembly. NCBI's taxonomy places the organism in Eukaryota, Ciliophora, Spirotrichea, Euplotida, Euplotidae.